This is a messenger RNA of Thalassophryne amazonica, 1700 nucleotides long. It is a transcript of the gene slc35a1, whose product is annotated as solute carrier family 35 member A1. Gene Ontology annotation, biological process: pyrimidine nucleotide-sugar transmembrane transport. The record is from RefSeq and is a predicted model, not a curated record. Bases 158 to 1174 code for a protein of 338 amino acids. NCBI's taxonomy places the organism in Eukaryota, Metazoa, Chordata, Actinopteri, Batrachoidiformes, Batrachoididae. Gene Ontology annotation, cellular component: Golgi membrane. Gene Ontology annotation, molecular function: pyrimidine nucleotide-sugar transmembrane transporter activity. The transcript has 8 exons.
CGCUAUUAAACACGAAGAAGAAGACGCAUCAUCAACAACAAAAAAUCAUUGCUAUCGAGUUAGUUUGAACAUUGAUCAGUUUUAAUAGCAUGUAAUGUUCAGGAAUAGGUGAUUUUUUUCCUUCGCCCCUCUGACGGACACAAAGUUAAAAGUAAUAAUGGCCAGCGAGAACGUGAGUGUGGUUUUCAAACUGUAUUGCCUGACAGUGAUGACGCUGGUGGCAGCUACUUACACCGUGGCUCUGAGAUACACCAGAACUAUUUCGUCGGGAGAAAUGUACUUCGCUACGACUGCAGUGUGCAUUUCUGAGGUUAUUAAACUGCUGCUGAGUCUGGGAAUGCUGGCAAAAGAAAUGGCGAGCCCCAGUUGGCUAAAGAAGGCCAUCGUGGAACAUAUAUUCUGCAGUCCAAAAGAACUGCUGAAGCUGAGCAUUCCCUCAAUUGUUUACGCAUUCCAGAAUAACAUGGCCUUUAUUGCGCUGAGCAACCUGGAUGCAGCGGUUUACCAGGUGACUUAUCAGCUGAAGAUUCCGUGCACUGCCCUGUGCACAGUCUUCAUGCUGAACCGCUCUCUGAGCCGGCUGCAGUGGUUCUCAGUCUUCAUGCUGUGUGGGGGCGUCAUUCUGGUCCAGUGGAAUCCUGCACAGGCCACCAAAGUGCAGAUUGAGCAAAACCCUUUUCUCGGGUUCGCAGCCAUUGCCGUUGCAGUCCUUUGCUCUGGAUUUGCAGGAGUGUACUUUGAGAAGGUCCUGAAGAGCUCGGACACAUCUUUGUGGGUGAGAAACAUCCAGAUGUAUUUAUCGGGCAUCUUGGCCACGCUGUUGGGCGUUUACCUGACUGACGGGGACAAAGUCCUGGAGAAAGGUUUCUUCUUCGGGUACACGCCCUGGGUCUUCUUCGUUGUGUUUCUGGCCAGCGUGGGCGGUCUGUACACAUCUGUGGUGGUGAAGUACACAGACAACAUCAUGAAGGGUUUUUCUGCUGCCGCUGCCAUUGUCCUGUCAACAGUUGCAUCAGUCCUGUUGUUUGGACUGCAGAUAACCGCCACCUUUGCUUCUGGAGCCAUGUUAGUUUGUGUGUCCAUCUACCUUUACGGGCUUCCAAAGCAGGACACGACCCGGCUGACCCUGCAUCACACAGACAUUGAAGCCAAACAAAAACUCAUCAACGUGUAAAUCGCUGGGAUGACAAGCCCAACUGGAGGACCAGGUCUGUAUCAGGGGACUAACCCUCUCUGAACUUUGAGAUGCAGGAGCCACUCGUGGCAACAGUUACACAGAAGUCAGUCAGUGUUGCAGUCAGGACUGUCAAAGACUGUCAAAGUUGAUCUGAAGAAAACCUCUUUAAGGACAAGAUGUUGUGGUGUUCUUUUACCAUGUGGGAAACUGAAAUUUUUAUUUUAGGUUAUGUCUUACAAUAUUUGUGUUCUUUUAAAUCCUUUGCUGCCAACUUUUAGAAUGACUUUGGGUUUAUAAUGUGAAUUUACACAUUUGUUGAGUUUGGGUUUAUAGUGUGCAUCCAGAAAGUAUUCAUAGCACUUCACUUUUUCUACAUUUUAUGUCAUGUCACAGUCUUAUUCCAAGAAAAAUGUUCCCUCAGAAAUCUACACAUAGUACCCCAUAAUAAUAAUUUUUUAGGAUUUUUGCAAAUUUAUUAAAAAUAAAAAAAAACCCAAUAAAUCACAUGUACAUAACAUAAUUU